This is a messenger RNA of Hippocampus zosterae (dwarf seahorse), 2233 nucleotides long. Its product is annotated as calcium-binding mitochondrial carrier protein SCaMC-1-like. Gene Ontology annotation, biological process: transmembrane transport. Lineage: Eukaryota; Metazoa; Chordata; Actinopteri; Syngnathiformes; Syngnathidae. Gene Ontology annotation, molecular function: ATP transmembrane transporter activity; calcium ion binding. The record is from RefSeq and is a predicted model, not a curated record. Gene Ontology annotation, cellular component: mitochondrial inner membrane. Bases 497 to 1924 code for a protein of 475 amino acids. The transcript is spliced from 10 exons.
AAUUAGCAACGAAACACCACCUCCUAGCGGCCACCAGCCGCCUUGCACUUACAGAAACCUUACACUGCGUGUUUCAAACGACACGUCUGUGGCGAUGGAUCGAGAGAUUAGGCCCAACGUUUCCUGCUUCGUCUCCGUUCUCUCUCAUUGGAGCACGCAAACUGGCAACUAGGAAGUUCACCUUCGGGGGAACCAUGCCAGAAUCGUGGUGUGUGUCGGAGCGUUUUUUUUUUUUUUUUUUAGUUUAGCGUCAUUGCCGUUUUUCCGCAGAAAAUGCUACGAAUAGCGUCGCAGCCGUCGGAGCUCCGCCCUCGCGACUGCUGCAUUUCCUCCCAGGGAAGCAUUUGGAGCGCUUUGCGUGUGGGCUGCAUGCGCCGUACAUCCUAUAUCCGCGCAAGGAUUUCAACAGUGGGUCUUUAUGUCGAAGCUAUAACGUCGUGGGUUGUUUCCAAUAUGGAUUAAGAGCUAUUCGGUCGCUUGCACACGGAGCUGCACCAUGUUUCGGACGUUGCGAAGCGGUUUACUCCCCACAGCCCGGUGCUGGGAUGCCGACAGUGAGCGGUCCUACCAGGACCUGUUUGAGAAGCUCGAUGCGAAUAAAGAUGGCAAAGUGGAUGUCGCCGAACUGCGGGCGGGCCUGAAGGCGAUGGGAGUGUUCCGCCAAGGUGCUGCUCAGAAAAUUGUGAUGAGUGGUGAUCAGAAUAAGGACGGCAGUCUGGACUUCCACGAGUUUACCAAGUAUUUGAAGGAGCACGAGAAGAAACUGCGGCUAACGUUUAAGAGUCUGGACAGAAACGACGACGGGCGGAUUGAUGCCACCGAGAUCCAGCAGUCUCUUGCAGAACUGGGCUUGGACAUCAGCAAAGUGGAUGCCCUGAAAAUCCUGCAGAGCAUGGACAUUGAUGGCACUAUGAUGGUUGACUGGAACGAGUGGAGAGAACAUUUCCUAUUUCACCCCGCGCACAACCUGCAGGAGAUCAUCCGCUACUGGAAACACUCUUCGGUGCUGGAUAUCGGCGACAGCCUCGCCAUCCCCGAUGAGUUCACCGAGGAGGAGAAGAGCUCAGGCGGUUGGUGGAAGCAACUGGUCGCAGGCGCGGCGGCGGGCUCCGUCUCUCGCACCGGUACGGCCCCUCUUGAUAGAUUGAAGGUUUUCAUGCAGGUUCACUCCACUAAAACCAACAAAAUAAGUCUGGCAAAAGGUUUCAAGCAGAUGAUCGUCGAGGGAGGUGUAACUUCGCUGUGGAGGGGCAACGGCAUCAACGUUCUCAAGAUCGCACCUGAGACGGCCAUCAAAUUUAUGGCAUAUGAGCAGUUUAAGAAGUUGUUAACGGGUGAAGGUGAAAAAAUUGAGACGCACAAAAGGUUUCUGUCUGGCUCGCUAGCUGGCGCGACUGCACAGACCGCCAUUUACCCCAUGGAGGUAUUAAAGACUAGACUGACACUGAGGAAAAGUGGCCAGUAUUCAGGAAUGUUCGAUUGUGCCAAGACAAUCCUGAAGAAAGAAGGUGUCAAGGCCUUCUACAAGGGCUACAUUCCAAACUUACUUGGCAUUAUUCCCUACGCGGGGAUAGACCUUGCCGUUUAUGAGAGUCUGAAGAACGCGUGGCUAUCGUAUCACACCAAAGAUUCGGCUAACCCAGGUGUUCUUGUGUUGCUGGGAUGCGGGACGAUUUCGAGUACCUGCGGACAGCUGGCCAGCUAUCCGCUUGCCCUCGUCCGCACGCGCAUGCAAGCGAGAGCGUCCCUGAAUGCGUCAGACCAGCCCACCAUGAGUUCCCUUCUCAAGAACAUUGUCAUCAAAGAUGGCUUUUUUGGACUCUACCGAGGUAUCCUGCCCAAUUUUAUGAAAGUCAUUCCAGCCGUCAGCAUCAGCUACGUCGUUUACGAGUACAUGAAGAUUGGUUUGGGAAUCAGUAAAUGACACGGCAAACAAACAAGUGUGGAGACGCACCCUGUUUUCGGCUGAAUGACCUGAGAUGAUGGCUGGCGAAAUGUGGCAUGACUUGCACCAGCUUACACUGGACCUCUGUGGUCAGACAGAUGUACUGUAUUGCACAAAGAAUGGUGUGCUCUUAGCUAAAAGAUGAAUUAUUUAUACUUACAGCAUGCUUCUUUGUCUUCCUGCUGCUGUGAUAGACACUCAAAUGUCCAGCCUUUGCAAACAAUACUUGACUCAAGAGCUGAACUGUAUGCGAAUGCAAACAUAAAACUGUGAAACUACAAAACCAAA